AUGGCGCCUGUUAAUAAAACAAACCCUUCAGAGACACACCCCCUCUUUAUGAGGGGCGUGGGGGGCCAGCAGCAGAGGUAUGGGAGAAAAGAGAUCCAGGGUGAGAAUGGGUUCACAAAAACAGAUCUGCUGCGGCUGCGCGAGGAGCUAAGGCCCCAAACUGGACCGGGUGGACACGGGACUGCACGUUGUCUCAUGCACGCAGAAACUCACCUGGAUCUCAGAAUGAACUCCAUUAGUUUGUGUGGGACGUUUGGUGGUGGAGUUUAUUCCCUCCACGGAGUGAACCCACUGCUGUUCGACCUGCGCCACCAGGUGGCGGAAGAGCACCACUCCUACUCUGCUCCUCUUGCGACCCACUCCUUCUCUGUGGCAGAGAGGCUUGCAGAGUUGAUCCUUGAGGCCCGUUAUGGUAACCAGCAGAAGCAGCGACGCAGCCGUACAGCCUUCACGGUGUCCCAGCUGCAGGCUCUAGAAAAGGCCUUCCAGCAAACACAGUACCCAGACGUUAGCAUGAGGGAGAGGCUGGCCGUGUGCAUCAACUUACCAGAGGCUCGCAUUCAGGUAUGGUUCAAGAACCGGAGGGCCAAGUUUCGUAAAGGUCAGAGAGGAUCCCCGCUCUCAAGAGACAUGAGUAGGGAGAAAGCUUCACCUGACUGUAAGGUGGGACAGGAGGAAGUCAGGACAGAAGACAAACAGGACAUCAUCACCCCUCUUCUUUUCUGUCCUCCUCCAGCAGCUUGUGAUGAUAAAGCCAAGGACUCAGACUCUGACACUCUGACACCAUGCACCCUCAGCGUCCACUCUCCUCCAAUUCCUCCCUUCAUGGCAGUGGAGACCUACCGACUACCUCAUCAGACGGUUCUGUCUACUGAGCUCGCCCUCCCCCCGCUGUUCUGGCCCAUCAUGCAACAGCACGGUUCCAUCUGGAGAGAUCCUUCAUCCAAAAACUGCAGCCACUCCUUUCAGACCACAUCCUCCAGUAAAGUGGUGUGUCACCCUCACUUAGGGCUGUAGCCAGAAUCAAAUUUCGCCUUCAGAAAUCUGCUCCAUGUGGAAUAUGCAGCACUAGCAGUCCACAGAAUGUACAUUUUAGUUUAUCUGAAGGAAUUUUAAACAGAAUAUUUGCUUCAGAUAAAUAAAACAGUUUUUCUGCCUUCACUAAUGUUUUUUCCUCCCUGUCUUGUAUGUGUUUUUUAAUCAUUCAACAGGUAGCAACAUUUACACAUUUAGAUUUUUUUCCUGCAUUGUUUAGCCGGUGUCGGUACAGGAUCGGCUCGGGUGCAGGAUCGGCUCGGGGUCCUUCGACUGCCGAUGACGUCACAUUACUGCAAAUCUACUCGGCUUUCACACACACGUUUUGGAAAGACAUCAGCAGUUUUGUUAAUAAAUUCUUGUUUGUUAACAAAAAUGUUUUCUUUAUAAUUGUAAUUUGUUAAUAAAACACCACAUUAUCUUUGUUUUGUAAAGAAUGUGAAACUGCAUAAAACCAACAUCGGACUGACAAAAUAUAGAACAGUUCUUAUAUGUGAAGCCAUAUCUGUUUGUAUUAAUGUGGAGCUCGUCUGUAUAUUUCCUUAGUUGUUAUCUAAAUACAUUCUUUGACUCAAAAUAUUCCUUGGUGUCUUUCAAUAAAGUUCUUAGAUUUCA
Messenger RNA from Nothobranchius furzeri (turquoise killifish), 1650 nucleotides. NCBI's taxonomy places the organism in Eukaryota, Metazoa, Chordata, Actinopteri, Cyprinodontiformes, Nothobranchiidae. The record is from RefSeq and is a predicted model, not a curated record.